GUGGGGCAGUCACUGCUGUUGUGUGUGGAGAUCUCUCAGAGCAGCAGCCCCUGAUCAUAUGACUCCUCCUCCUCCAUGUGACUGAUCACAUGACGGUGACAUCAUCGCAGGUCCUGUAAGCACACGGCUCCUCUACAGAUACAGGUUUCUCCAAUCCAGGAUCCUCUGCUGAUAUCUUCUAUAUAAGAGAAUUCUCCUGGAUGACCCAUCAACCAUGGAGAGAGACAGGAACAAGAUGGCCGACAGGAUCAUAAACCUCACAGUACAGCUACUCUUCCGGCUUACUGGAGAGGAUUAUACAGUAGUGAAAAAGUCCUCUAGUGGGCGCUGUCGGGCCCCUGUGUAUGAAGGAUGGGGAAGAACCCUGAGCCCAAUCCCGGGGCCCCCACCUCACUCCCUGAUACAUGAGGAAAUGGAUGAACAGAAAAUCCGAGAACUCAUCAACAAGAUGAUGGAGCUGCUGACUGGAGAGGUUCCUAUAAGGUGUCAGGACGUGGCGGUCUAUUUCUCCAUGGAGGAGUGGGAGUAUGUAGAAGGACACAAGGAUCAGUACAAGGAUCAGGUCAUGAUGGAGGAUCAGCAGCCCCUCACAUCACCAGUCAGAUCCAGUAAGAGAACAGCACCAGAGAGGUGUCCCCGUCCUCUUGAUCAGCAGUAUAAGGAAAACAUUCCUACAGAGAAAGAUCUGAACAAUAUUAAUGCUACAGACAUAAAGGAAGAAGAAGAGACAGAUGUGAGCGGUGAUGAGCAGUAUAAGGAGGAUGUUCCUACAGGUAACCGCCCAGAUUCUUGUACCAGGAGAUCAGAGGAGAAUCUUAUAUCUUCAGAUUAUAAAGCAGAUGAUGAUAUCACACAAGAUACAUAUGAAGAACAUUCCAUUAUCCCAGAUACACCCUCAGCCCUUCACAGCCAAGAUCUGUCAUCUCAUCCUUAUAUACAGGUCCGGUCUUCUCAUUCAUCACUGGAUGUUCAGCAAAAUAAAAGCCACAGAAGGGGUGUUGGACAUCAACGAGCUCAUACAGGAAAGAAACCAUUUUCAUGCUCAGAAUGUGGGAAAUGUUUUACUAAGAAAUCAGUUCUUGUUGUACAUCAAAGAACUCACACAGGGGAGAAGCUGUUUUCAUGUUCACAAUGUGGAAAAUGUUUUACUAAGAAAUCAAGCUUUGUUGAUCAUCAAAAAACUCACACAGGAGAGAAGCCGUUUUCAUGUUCACAAUGUGGGAAAUGUUUUAUUAAGAAAUCACAUCUUGUUACACAUCAAAGAACUCACACAGGGGAAAAGCCAUUUUCAUGCUCAGAAUGUAGAAAAUGUUUUACUCAGCAAUCACAUCUUGUUAUACAUCAAAGAACUCACACAGGGGAGAAGCCAUUUACGUGUGCAGAGUGUGGAAAAAGUUUUGCUGACAAAUCAAAUCUUGUUUAUCAUCAAAAAACUCACACAGGAGAGAAGCCAUUGUCCUGUUCAGAAUGUGGAAAAUGUUGUACUAAGAAAUCAGAUCUUGUUAAACAUGAAAGAAUUCACACAGGGGAGAAACCAUUUUCAUGUUCAGAAUGUGAAAAAUGUUUUACUAAGAAAGCAACACUUAAAAGACAUAUAAGAACUCACAGGAGAGAAGCCAAUUCAGAGCAAUAUUAACCAUGUACAUAGGAUAUCUGACAUUUAUACAUAUAUCAUAUACUGCAGGGGUCUCAAACUGGCGGCCCUCUAGAUGUUGCAAAACUUCAACUCCCAGCAUGCCUGUGAGGGGAGUCAGCUUGUUAUAGGUUUUUAUAUAACCUUUUAUAAUAAUCCUUUAUAUGAUUAUACGCCAUUUUGUAUAUCAUCACCAUGUUGUCUAUAGUCCACCAUCUUGUCUAUGUUCCUUCAUUAUGAACUGAGUGUGAACUUUACCAGAAUUAUAACCAGGAAACUUGUAAACAAGAACCACAACUGCUGAGCGUACAGAAAACUCCAAGGCUACUGAGUCUGAAGAUGUUCACACUUCCCGUCCUUCCUACUUAGAGAUAAGACGCCUGUUUGUAACCAGGUAUCAUUGGGGAGUUUGCCGUCCUUUCAUCUUUGCCUAUAAGAAUUCUGCUGUAUGUAGUAAACGUCAGAAGACGCUGUAUACAGAUCCCAGUCUGUGUCAUUUCUUCCAAUCUAUCAGGCCUGAUUGAUAAAACAUUUCCAAUUUGGCCUCGAACAGCAAAUGUACCUGAAGGAAUUGGUUAAAUUCCUUAACAUGGCCAACAACGGUUAUCUGCAGCCAACGGCUGUCCGGGCAUGUCCUGGCAUGCUGGGAGUUAAAGUUAUACAACAUCUGGAGGGCCACCAGUUUGAGACCCCUGAUA
Molecule: messenger RNA, 2331 nt
Organism: Hyla sarda
Lineage: Eukaryota; Metazoa; Chordata; Amphibia; Anura; Hylidae
Product: oocyte zinc finger protein XlCOF7.1-like
Exons: 6
Coding region: 215-1636 (473 amino acids)
Biological process (GO): regulation of transcription by RNA polymerase II
Molecular function (GO): DNA-binding transcription factor activity, RNA polymerase II-specific; RNA polymerase II cis-regulatory region sequence-specific DNA binding
Source: RefSeq, a predicted model, not a curated record